Adineta ricciae is the source of this 627-nucleotide messenger RNA. Lineage: Eukaryota; Metazoa; Rotifera; Eurotatoria; Adinetida; Adinetidae. The record is from the annotation of a GenBank genome assembly.
AUGAAUUUCGGUGAUCUACAAUCUCGUGAUGGGCUUCUCUCGCUUAACAAAUUCCUUGUUGAUAAAUCCUACAUAUCAGGUUAUCGUCCAACACAAGAAGAUCUUACUGUAUUUGAAGCAGUGAAGCAACUCCCGUCGGCUGAUUUCGAAAAUGCUCGUCGAUGGUACAAACAUAUUGCUUCAUUCAAUGACGAAGAAAAACAACAAUUUGAAGAUGUUCCUGUCACAAAGAUUGACGCAGGAACUGACAAUGACGAUGAUUUCGAUGUGUUUGCCAGCGACGACGAAGAAGAAAGUGAACUGAAAAGACAACGUCUAGAUGCUUAUGCAAAACAAAAAGCCAAUAAACCGGCUGAGAUUGCUAAAAGCUCCAUCGUUCUCGAUGUUAAACCAUGGGAUGAUGAGACUGACAUGCAAGAACUUGAAGAACAUGUUCGUUCAGUUGAAUUGGAUGGACUUCUGUGGGGUGCUUCUCAAUUCAUUCCUCUUGCUUAUGGAAUUCGUGCCUUACAGAUUACAUGUGUUGUUGAAGAUGAAAAGGUUGGUACCGACAUGCUUGAAGAACAUAUUACUGCAUUCAAAGAUCAUGUUCAAUCGGUCGACAUUGCUUCAUUUCGAAAGAUUUAA